GUAAGUCGUCUUUAUUUCUCCCUAUUUUUGUACUCGAAAUAUUUAUCUUGUCUUGCUUUUUAUGCUGCCGAUUUUUUGGUCAACAGUGAUGAGGAAGAAGAAGUACCAACUACUGACGUGGCUCCUCGGACAAGCACGUCGCGUACUGUACUUGCCUCAGACACGCUAGUUGAAGGGGAAGAAACGUCGCCUCCUCAACAAAACGUCGUCACCACUACUCCACCGUCAAGCCCCCUUGCUCCUUCACCAAAAAGGACAAGGGUGGAAAAGAUUGUUGAACCUGCCCCUCAGUUGGGCAGUUCGUCGACUCUGCUCCUAGAUGAUCCUAUGAUCAAGGAUCUUCUCCGCAUCGGUUCCCAAUUUAUUGGGUACCGUGAAUAUGCUAAUAGAGCCGAAGAGAAACUUGCAGAGGCCAACGAACGCGCCGACGCACUUGCUCGAAAACUUGAGCAAAGUGAGGCGGCCCGCAAGAAAGCCGACCUCGCUGCUAGCAAAGCCAAGACCGAAGCUGAUGAAGCCAAGGCGAAAGCUGCUGGUGUCGAGGAAUUGCAGAAAAAACUUGAGGAUGCUACAGCUGCCUUAGAUGAGCACAAAGCUGCGCAAGCUUCUCGUGAAGAAGGAAUCCUCAAGCGCCUGAAAACUCAGAGUCGCCGCACUUUCAGUAAGUUUGCUGAUCCCUUCUAUUUUUAUGAGAAUCGUUGUUUCUUGUCUUUUCACUAA
Molecule: messenger RNA, 720 nt
Organism: Lolium perenne
Lineage: Eukaryota; Viridiplantae; Streptophyta; Magnoliopsida; Poales; Poaceae
Source: RefSeq, a predicted model, not a curated record